AUGGCUAACAAACGAUUAGUUACAGUUAUUGGUGCUACAGGCGCACAAGGCGGAGCUGUGGUUCAAUCAUUGAUCCAAACUGGAAAAUAUCAAAUUCGUGGGUUAACUCGUGAUGCCAAAAGUGAAAAAGCGCUGAGUGUGGCAAAGUUAAGUGAUCAAGUUGAAAUGGCGACAUGUGAUAUUAACAAAAGAGAAGAUUUGGAACGUGCAUUUAAAGAUUCGUGGGCUGUUUAUGCUUUGACUAAUUUUUCGAUUCAACCAGAAGUCGAAAUUCAACAAGGAAAGCUGAUGGCGGAUGUAACUGAUUCACUUAAAAUACCUUAUCUAAUAUUUAGUACAUUAGAAAAUGUAGACAAAUUGAGUAAUGGUCAAUUAAAUGUUCCCCAUUUCACACAAAAGGCUCUAAUUCGUGAUUAUAUCAAAGAAAAGCAUCCGAAUCUGAAAGUAAUCUAUGUCCAAUCGGCAUUUUAUAUGCAAAAUUGGCAAAAUCGUUCCAAACCACAGAAGUUACCCGAUGGAACAAUUGUAUUUGCGAGUCCAUUGGAUCAAAAAGCUACAUUGCAUAUAGGUGAUGCUGAUGAUACAGGUCCAAUUGUUCGUGAGAUUUUAGAAAAUCCUGAGAAACUCGUCGGACAAGAUAUUUGCAUUUGUAGCGAAGAAAUCUGUUUUGAAGAUAUCUCAAAAGUCUUUACAAAAGUCACGGGUAUUCCAUCAAUAUCUAAAACGUUAACAGAAGAAGAAUUUCGGGGCACAACGAGUUUCUUACCAAAAUUGAUUCAAGAUGAUCUUUUCUAUAUGUACAAAUGGUUCGAACAAUAUGGUUGUUUCGGAAAACAUAAAGAUUGGACGACAGGAAAGCAACUAACGCAUUUGAACACAUUUGAAGAUUGGCUGAAGAAAACUGGAUGGAAAGGUCAAUAA
This is a messenger RNA of Adineta ricciae, 921 nucleotides long. NCBI's taxonomy places the organism in Eukaryota, Metazoa, Rotifera, Eurotatoria, Adinetida, Adinetidae. The record is from the annotation of a GenBank genome assembly.